UGGACUGUGGCCCAGAUCUGGGAUGACUUUGAAGACUCAGAUGUUCGAGAAUGUUUAUCUUCGCGGCCCAUGGCUGUUUCAACCACUGGCAAUUCUGCUGCUCUUGGCUUCUGCAGGAAGACUAACUGCGGACCUCCCAAAGGCCGUGGUGAGACGGGAGCCCCCGUGGAUCCAGGUGCUCCGGGAAGACCAGGUGACUCUGACCUGCGAGGGCGCCCACAGCCCCGGGAACCGCUCCACGCGGUGGCUCCACAACGGGAGCCCCCUCCCCGCCCAGGUCCAGCCCAGCUACAGGUUCACGGCCAAGGGCAACGACAGCGGAGAGUACAGGUGCCAGAUGGGCGGGACCAGCCUCAGCGACCCUGUGCAUCUGGAGGUGAUUUCUGAUUGGCUGGUGCUCCAGACCCUGCAGCUGGUUUUCCAGGAAGGGGAUGCCAUUGUGUUGCGGUGUCACAGUUGGAAUAACAAGCCUUUGGCAAAGGUCACAUUCUACCACAAUGGAAUAGCCAAGAAAUUCUUCCCUGUCAGCAAAAAUUUCUCCAUCCCACAGGCAAACCACAGUAACAGUGGUAAAUACCACUGCACAGGACUCAUAGGAAGAAUGACCCACUCAUCACAGCCGGUGACCAUCAUUGUCCAUGGUCCGCCAAUUUCAUCCAACUCUCCUCCUUGGUACCAAGUCAUUUUCAGUCUGGUGAUGGGACUCAUGUUUGCAGUGGACACAGGGCUGUAUUUUUUUGUGCAGCGAGACCUUCGAAGAUCAAUGACAGACUGCAGGAAUGAAGUCAGAUGGUGCAAGGACAUUGGAGACUAAGGACUCCUCGUCCUGUGGCAUAAUGUCAGUGGCCACACUUUCCUUUCUCUGGUAGCCUCUUGUUGAAAGCACUUUUAGCUAAGGAAUCACCUUUUCUGAUCACUUCUUUGCUCAAGCCAUUAAAUAGCUUCCUCACACUUAGAGCAAAAGCUCAAGUCCGUGUAGGGGCUGCAGGAUGCUGUGUGGUCUUGGCCCCCUGUAUCUGUGAUCGCGUUUCCUUCUGCUCUGUCAUGCUUCCUCUUGGUCAUUCUUGUCCUCUUUUAGACACAUGGGCAGUACUGCAGCACGGCUUGUGCUGUUUCCCACAUCAGGCGUGCUAUUUCUUACAGGUGUCUGUGUCGUGCUUCAUCACGUCUGCUAGAGUUUGAGCUCAUUUUAAAGCUUGGUCCUCAGGGCAGCAUGGUGGGAUGCCGGGCUGAGGAGGAGGUGGUUGAAUGUUGGGGGCUUAGCUCGCCUGUGGAUCAAUGCUUUUCCUGAGGGAACAGGUUGACCACGAUGGCACUUUGGCGCUUUCCUUUCUUCCCAGUGCCCCUGUGCUGUUGUACUUUUUUGUUGCAUUUGGAGCACAGGAGGCUUUCCGCAGAAGCCAAGCAGAUGUGGCCACCUGGCCUUGGAGCAGCCUCCAGAACUGUGGGUAAAGAAACCUCUUUUGUCUACAAAUCACCUUCUCUUGGAUAUUUUGUUAUAGCAACAGAAAUCAGACCAGGACUACACCAUCCAGGUCCUUGCUCAGAUACGUCCUUGUCGGUGGGCUCUCCGUGGUCAUUCAGUAUAAUUCUCCUUGUCAUGCUUCUAGUUUUCUCCACCUGAUAUCCUUUUACAUUAUCCCCAACUGAUGUUCUACAUGUUUACUUGUGUGACCCUCUCCCGUUUGAAUAUGCGCUUCAGGAGAGGCCUCUAUUUGUUAUAUACUCCAUGACUAGUUUAGUAUCACAUGAUAUAGUACUCAGUAAAUAAUUGUUUGUGGAAUGAAUAGUUUAUUCAAGUUUGAAAUCAGAGACCUUGUGAACCUAAAAGCAAGACUGUCUACUCUCCUCAUUUUAAAACCAAAGAAGCUGUGGCUCAAAUGAAUGAAAUAACUUGGUU
Molecule: messenger RNA, 1900 nt
Organism: Octodon degus (degu)
Lineage: Eukaryota; Metazoa; Chordata; Mammalia; Rodentia; Octodontidae
Gene: Fcgr2a
Product: Fc fragment of IgG receptor IIa
Exons: 5
Coding region: 23-814 (263 amino acids)
Biological process (GO): cell surface receptor signaling pathway
Molecular function (GO): transmembrane signaling receptor activity
Source: RefSeq, a predicted model, not a curated record